GUAUUUAUAUUUCAUGAAAAUGCAGUCAAGAGUUAUAAAAUGUGGGUUGUUGUUAAUACCUUGGAAGAUAUUAACAAUAAUCUUUCAAACAACCCCGCUUUAAAAGACCCUGAACUAUCCCUUUAAGACUUUAUGCCAAAGAGCUCAAGGCUUCCCUCUAGUGACCACUGUCAAAUAUUACAAAACAUUUUUAUUAUUAUUUUUGGUGAAGGAAACUGAUUGUGUUAAACAUUUCAUGUUAAAUUAUUUGUCAGCCUUUUAUCACUAUUUAGAGCAGAUUUGCAUAACAUGUUUGGAGAGUGUGAAUAUUUAAACAGUACAAUGUUUUAAAUCGCCCUUCAUUAUCUUAAACUGUCUGCAGACCUAAAAACUCUUUGUCUUCUGGCAGACAUUGGAAGUUUCCUGGAUUUGCCUGUUGUAUUUUAAAUUUAGUUUUACCCCUUAUUACCAAAGUUUGGAAAUUUGGAUUGAUAUGAACUCAUUAGCCCAUGCUCUAAGGUCAUUCAGACAUCAUGCCCGUCUGGCUUGGUUAUUGAUUCCACAGAGGAACGUUUUGUGCUUGCAAUUUAAAACACAAAAUAUAUCUGGCUGUGAGUUGUGUAAACAAAGAUAAGGUUUGACUUCAAAUAGCACCCAUAUGUUGCCAAAUUUAUCGGAUGAUGCACUGACCAACCCACCCUGGCUCGUCAUUUAAAACGUAGUUUCUCCCUGUGGCUUUGCACUGCAUAAAUCUACCUGCUGUCGGCCGCCACUCCUCAGGAACAGCCAUCCACAUCCUUCUGAAUCAUGCAGUCUGCUGAAUCCAAAUUCAACAGAAACAGCUUGUUUCUGACCCUGAAGCAAUACAGCUCAGCCGUCAAUGACAUGGAGAAGACCAUCCUCCUGCCAAGCCUGCUGCGAGACGUCCCCUCCGACUGCAAAGCAGAUGAGGCCUGCAGAGAUCUCUAUGCCAACUACUUGAUGCUGAAGGCCAUUCGAAACACAGUGGAGAGCAGCCUGGUUCCCCUGGACGAUUGGAAGGCCAAAAACGCCACAUUCACCAAGACCCUGGAGCCUUUCCUGGAAGCUGAUCCUGAAGCAUUAUUUCUCUUCCAUCUGAGAGGACUGUUUUCUGUGAUGAGCGACCUCACAAAGGAGACUCGGAGCCUCACUAACAAAUACUUGGACAUAAUUGGAUUGGCAAAUUAACGUCAAAACAUUUGUUUGCAGACAUUGACCUUCAGGAUUUAAGCUUCAUGAAUAUGGAAUAAAUGUACUUGAGCAAAACUGACAA
This is a messenger RNA of Poeciliopsis prolifica (blackstripe livebearer), 1273 nucleotides long. It is a transcript of the gene thrsp, whose product is annotated as thyroid hormone responsive. NCBI's taxonomy places the organism in Eukaryota, Metazoa, Chordata, Actinopteri, Cyprinodontiformes, Poeciliidae. Gene Ontology annotation, cellular component: cytosol. The transcript has a single exon. The coding region runs from base 787 to 1188 and encodes 133 amino acids. Gene Ontology annotation, biological process: regulation of lipid biosynthetic process. The record is from RefSeq and is a predicted model, not a curated record.